CGGUAGCAACGUGCCGUUACAGCUCGACUAUAUCCAACACCCAUAGCGAGACCGAAGGAUAUUUCUCCGAUAUUUCCAAUGCCAAACUUCCACCGGGCGAUGCACACGUUUCCAAGUCGAUCGACGACGCUUCUAAACCGUCCCGUUCUCCGAUUAAUAAUUGAAAUCCGAAAUCAAUAAGCGAUAUCAACAAGCUGCGAGUGUGAAAGAGCGAAAUCGCGCGACAAGUUCAGGUGACAGCUGCUCCAUAAUCUUAUCGCAAACGAGAAAAGUAUGUCCGAGAUAUACACCACCUGUUUCGUUUUUCGCGAUACAGUGAUCAAGUGUUCAGACGUGCGAAAUCGGUGGGACGCGAUGCGAUCUACAAUACGAGGACUGUGAGGCCCAAAAAAUUACCAAGACCAUGAUCCAUUGUCUUUCAGAUCUGCUCCAAUAAGUUAUAAAUGACUCCUGUUUACAACAUACCGAUACGCCUAAAUGGAUCGCAAACAGAGACUCAGUCUCCAACCGAGAAGCAAUACCGGACCCCCACAAAGAGUCUUGAGGCACACCUUGUCUCAAUCUCAAAUUUAUGACAACGACAGAGCGAAGAAAAAGAAACACAGGUUAUCACCGACGAUAUCAACAAUAAGCGAAAACGAAACCUUAGAAAUGAGCCAAGUGACAAUCGCUAUCGACGCUGAAAAACAUUCCAAAUCUACGAAUACAAGAUUCUCUUAUGAUAAUGGAGGUUUUGAUGGAGGAAUCGAAAAAUCAGAGAAGAAGAACAUGCCAAAUAGAGUGCCCAGCAUGCAGAGUUUAGAGGUAGUCCGGGAGCAAUACUGCUGCUGCGCGAAGAGGACGAAAUGCGAAAGGAAGUUGAUAAUCGCUGUCACUGUGUUAUCUAUUGUAAUAAUCGUACUGAUAGUAGUAGUCGGUGUAGUAGCAGGUCGGAAAGAAAUCGCCGAAUUUACGGGACUCAGACUGGGAUUAUAGGUUAUUACGUUAUUCGUAAUGCAUACAAAAUGUACAUUGCUUGUGAAUUUAUUUAUUGUGCAUGUUCAAAUAUAUCUAGUGCCAUUUGUAAA
This is a messenger RNA of Acanthoscelides obtectus, 1067 nucleotides long. The record is from the annotation of a GenBank genome assembly. NCBI's taxonomy places the organism in Eukaryota, Metazoa, Arthropoda, Insecta, Coleoptera, Chrysomelidae.